AUGCGGUCCAAGCUGGACAACGCUGUCGCGCUGCUGCGGUCGGCGGCCACCGCCGACGGCUUGCUCAUCCACGGCGUCGACCUGCGCAUCGCCAUCGAUGGCAUGUCAGCCGCUGCCGCCUCGGACCUCGCCGCCGUCUUGGCCGUCUACCCCACCGGCGUGCUGCCAAAGGACAAGUUCAAGUUCUGCUACGACAUGUACAACGAGCCGUACGAGAAAGAGGACGUGCACCGAGGCGUUGGCGCAGUGCUCAAGCCCUCGGGUCCCUUCCACCUCGCGCUCUCGCACAUUGCGAUCCAGCGCGCCGACGUCACGCCGCCGACGACGCCGCUUGCCCGUUCCAAGGGGUCGUUUGGCACGCUCCUGCUGGUCCACACGUCGAACGCGACGGGCGGCGACGUGACCGCGACGCUCGACGCAUCGACCGCGACAAACUCGCUCGAGGCGACGAGCUACUUUGCCUACUACAACGAUUGCACGGUCGCCAUGACGCCGAUCACGAAAGGCACGCGCGUCAUGCUUGUCUUCGAUCUCGUCUACGCCGACCUGACGCAGCCGCACCGGACGCGCCCGAUGGACCUCUCGGCGCAAUACGCCGAGCUGCACGCGCUCAUGACGGCGACGCGCCAAGCCCACACGCUCUAUGCGGUGCCGCUGUGCGACCACUACGACGACUUUGAAGGCCUCGAGUUUGACGAGCUCCCGGUCCGCGACACGCAACUCGUCGAGCGUCUCUUGGCUGCCAACUGCGUCGACGUGGCGCUCGUCUUUGCCAAGGAACCCGAGCCAGCGCCGACGCGCCACCGAACCGAUGGCACCAACAGCAGCGAUUUUUCCGCCCACGACCGAAAUGCGAUCCUCGACCUCUUGGGUGGUCGCGGGCUCCACGGCUCGGGGCUCCUGGACGACCUCCACGGCUCGGGGCUCCUGGACGACCUCGACGGCGAGGGCAGCGACAACGACGACGGCGACUCGGACGACGAGGAAGACAGUGAUGACCUUGACGACGAAGACGACGAAGACGACGAAGACGACGAAGACGACGAAGACGACGAAGACGACGAAGACGACGACGACGAUGACGACGAUGACGACGCCCAUGACGAUGACGAGGAUGACCAAGAUGGUUACGAUGACGAGGACGACCACGCGUCACUGUACGACGCCGCUUCGGGUGGAGCCGGGCCCAAGCACAUCAUCGAGUACAUCUUCCCGCCUUCGUCCAGUGCGCUCCCAACGGCCUAUCACGACAUGCUCCUCCACAAGCCGUUGCUGCACCGUCUCAAGCACACGGCGCCGCUGGGCGUGUUUCCGUCGCCCAGCGCGCCGACGCCGUACAUUGUGUUUUGGCCGCGCCACCACCGGCUGCGCGUGCUCGGCUUUCGUGCGGCGCUCGCGCAGCUCGACGCGCUCGUGUCGAGCGCGUCCACCGACCUGUACGGCUACGCCUCGAUCGAGUCGUUUGCAGAUGCCGUUGUCGACAUGGUCGGUGCCACCACGGACGUCGGGCUGCUCCAUGACAACCGCAACAUGCCCGACGUCGUGGCGCUCGGUCGACUCCUCCUGCGCUUUGGCAACGUCCGUCUCUUGCAGCACGUGGUCGGGCAGGCCAUGAGUCUUGUCGAUUUUGUGUUUGCCAGUGACGCCCUGUGCGCGCUCGUGGUCGAUAUGAUCCGCGCCGUGGGCUGGGAGCCGUUGUAUGGGCCACUGACGACGCUCUUGUCCAAGCCGUCGGCCGAGCUCAAGGACCUCGUUUCGGGCGCGGCGCUCAUCGCUUCGCUGCGGCCCAUCGAACAGCCGUUCAUGUACGAGUGCAUCCAAGGCUGCUACUACACGCUUCUCGGCCAGCUCGUCCAGCUCCAAGAAGAUGACUGCCUUGGUGACGACGAAGUCGAUUUGCUUGUGGACCUUGUUCGCAUCGAGACCCAUCUCGCCACCGACUUGGUCACGUCGGACGGCGCCGGUGCGUUCCUCGGCGACCGCCUUCCGGUCGGCAUUCUGCAAACGGUUGCGUCCUUUGCCAAGCCGAUGGAUCUCUAUCCGCUGGUGACCCAAGUGCUCGCGACGACGUUUGACCCGAUCGAUGCGGUGGCGGCGGCGGUCGUGCGCCUCCAAGACGAGCUGCCGGCCGCGACGUUGCUGCCGUAUCGAACGCUCGUGGCAACGACGGUCGACACGACGCUACGCCGCAAGAAGCUGACCAACGACCACGAUCCAAGCUCGUGGGCGUGUUGCUUGGCGCUGCUGCUCGACACGGCGUCGUUCGCGUCCAAUCUCGAGCUUUUUGUGACGAUAGCGUCGCCCUCGAUUGUGCUGUCGACGCUGCAGACCUUUCUUGCGCGCUGUACGGUCCCUCUGGCAACUGCGGCGGCGCUCGCCAGUAGCAUUGUGCGCGCAGUGUCCACGGUCUUUGAGCUGCCGUUUAGUGAAACGCCGUACGACACACAAGUUUUGCGUGACGUGGUCUUUGAUGCGUGGACCGCACUCCACCAGCUCGGCCACGAAAGCUCCCUCGGCCCCGAUGUUGUGAGCGCCGUGCUCACGUUCUGGGGCACAGUGCCCAAUGACAAGCGCAUCACGGUCGCCAUUGAAGUCGUGGCCAUGUGGUUUCUCAAGGCGACGUCACGUGACGUGCUGCGGCCCUUGGUCGUCGCCGUCGUACCGGUGCUGGAGGGCUUUGUGGCUACGCUACCGCGCCCGAGUCCGCCGUCGUGGGCGCUGACGUCGCUCGCCUUGCCGUGCGCAUGUCCUGAGUGCAGCUCGGUGCUCGCGUUUGCAAGAGACCCGAGCCAAGGCAUCCUCCAGAUCCCAGACGGCCCCACGUGCCUUCACUUUCACGGCGUCAUUGAGCGCCGGGACCCGUUUGCGGACAUUGAAGUCCGGCCGUGCGCGACUACAAGGAGGCCCACGAGGUGCUAA
Molecule: messenger RNA, 2919 nt
Organism: Saprolegnia diclina VS20
Lineage: Eukaryota; Oomycota; Saprolegniomycetes; Saprolegniales; Saprolegniaceae
Exons: 2
Coding region: 1-2919 (972 amino acids)
Source: RefSeq, a predicted model, not a curated record